AUGAUCACUAAAUGUUGCAUUCAAGGUGGUGUCUUCAAGCUCGAGUUGUUCCUGCCCGACGACUAUCCCAUGACUCCGCCCAAGAUUCGAUUCCUUACCAAGAUCUUCCACCCCAACGUCGACAAGCUUGGCCGAAUUUGUCUCGAUGUUCUGAAGAAUAACUGGUCUCCCGCGCUGCAGAUUCGAACUAUUCUCCUCUCCAUUCAAGCUCUCCUCGGCGCUCCGAACCCGGACGACCCGCUGGCUGCCGACGUGGCCAAGACCUGGAAGGAGGACGAGCAGGCGGCGAUCGCGACGGCAAGAGAGUGGACGAAGCAGUAUGCUGUGCCGAAAUAG
Messenger RNA from Phaeoacremonium minimum UCRPA7, 336 nucleotides. RefSeq names its product putative ubiquitin-conjugating enzyme e2 13 protein. Gene Ontology annotation, molecular function: ubiquitin conjugating enzyme activity. NCBI's taxonomy places the organism in Eukaryota, Fungi, Ascomycota, Sordariomycetes, Togniniales, Togniniaceae. The transcript has 2 exons. Gene Ontology annotation, cellular component: nucleus. The record is from RefSeq and is a predicted model, not a curated record. Gene Ontology annotation, biological process: DNA damage tolerance; protein K63-linked ubiquitination. Bases 1 to 336 code for a protein of 111 amino acids.